AUGAGCGGGUUGACGCGAUGGUGCGUCAGCACCGUAGCUCGUGUCUGGGAGAAGACGAAGAGCACCGUUAAUCUCGUCUACAACGUUGGGGAUCAACUACGGAUUGUGUACAACACCGCCAACAGUCACGAUGAGCGCAAGAGCGACUUUGACGCCACAGUGCUGCGAGCUGGCGGCUUCGUAGCCGCCACGGUGCUCUGCAUCGUUGUGGAUGCUCAGGGCGGUAUACCAAACACACUGCGAUGGCUGCGCGCACUUGUGGUGACAGAGAACCACACGAGCGGUGGUGCAGUGGAUGCUGCAGCUUCAACAGUGGCUGGGCUGUAG
Leishmania braziliensis MHOM/BR/75/M2904 is the source of this 327-nucleotide messenger RNA. RefSeq lists its product as hypothetical. The transcript has a single exon. NCBI's taxonomy places the organism in Eukaryota, Euglenozoa, Kinetoplastea, Trypanosomatida, Trypanosomatidae. Bases 1 to 327 code for a protein of 108 amino acids. The record is from RefSeq and is a predicted model, not a curated record.